AUGCGAUCCUCCGCCAUCUUCGUCGCCCUCGCCGCCACUGCGGUUUCGGCCCAGACUGUUCCGACCUACAAGAGCGCUCUGAACAUGACCAUUGACCCCAACACUGUUCCUCAGCAGCAGCGAGCUGUUUGGUGCCAGGGCCAGACCAACACUUGCCAGGUCCUUUGCGACAAUAACACUGACCAGAAUGACUGCAACCAGGCUGAGCUCACCUUCGACUGCACAUGCGCUUCCAACAGCUCGGCUCCUGGUCUCCAGUACUACACCCAGACCCUGCCCACCUUCAUCUGCCAGCAGCUCUUCUCCAGCUGCAUCCAGUCCAACGCUGGCAACGCAGAUGGCCAGGAUGAGUGCAAGAGCAAGAUCCAGAAGCUCUGCGCCACCCAAAACCCUCCUACUAUCGCUGAGAUCAGCAAGCAGGCCGAUGCUUCUACUGCUGCCGCCACGACCACUUCCAGCUCUUCUACCAGCCACGCCUCCACCACCUCUGCCGACCAGUCUGCUAGCAGCUCUGCCUCGUCGACAAGCUCAAAGGCCGCUGCCGCCGCCACCAUGGCCCCUGCAGGAGCUGGUGUUUUUGCCAUGGCCGCCGCUGGUCUGGCCGCUUACGCCCUCUAG
Messenger RNA from Trichoderma gamsii, 618 nucleotides. RefSeq lists its product as hypothetical. The transcript has 3 exons. The record is from RefSeq and is a predicted model, not a curated record. Lineage: Eukaryota; Fungi; Ascomycota; Sordariomycetes; Hypocreales; Hypocreaceae. Bases 1 to 618 code for a protein of 205 amino acids.